Messenger RNA from Danio aesculapii, 2383 nucleotides. It is a transcript of the gene fam8a1b, whose product is annotated as family with sequence similarity 8 member A1b. NCBI's taxonomy places the organism in Eukaryota, Metazoa, Chordata, Actinopteri, Cypriniformes, Danionidae. The record is from RefSeq and is a predicted model, not a curated record.
GUUACCGACUCCGUCACAAAACAAAAGUGUCAUGGCGGAGUUAGACGAAAACGCUCGCGACAAGGAAAAAUCGUCUGGGGAGAGCGAAAAUAUGAAAACGUCGAUUGAUAAGCCCUCGUCCCAGGGCAAACAAGAGAACUCGGCCGCUGUCAGCACCACUGAGUACUGCGAGAAACUGCAGGGGUGGAUGUGGCAGUACUACUGCAGCUAUAUGAACUGGCAGAGCUGGAUAGCCAUGUCUGCGCUUUCCUUCCCACCGUGUUUCCCCACACAAGGAGCGACUGAAUCGCACGGGACGACGGCAUGGGGCACAGAUAUGUCAAACGGAGACCUUCGUAACUGGCUUAACAGCCCGUUUGGUUUUCCUGCUGCAGCGGUGAAUGUAGCGGCUCCAGCGAGCGGACAGAGUUCUGCAGCUCCAGCCACUGCACCUGCGCAGAUACAACAACAACAACAAGCUAAUGGAAACGCUCAACAGCCAGGUAGAGAAUAUUCUAUUCCCUCUCCCCUCCAACGGUUCAUUGCGGAAAUGGUGGACUUCUUUAUUCUUUUCUUCAUUAAAGCUACAAUUAUCAUCAGUAUUGUCCAUUUGAGCGGAAUGAAGGACAUCUCAAAGUUUGCUAUGCACUUCAUUGUGGAGGAGAUCGACGAGGACACGUCAAUGGAGGAGCUGCAGAAGAUGAUGCUCGUGGCUCUAGUGUACAGGAUAUUAGUUUGCUUCUAUGAGAUCAUAUGUAUUUGGGGAGCUGGAGGGGCCACACCGGGGAAGUUCCUUAUUGGCUUGCGAGUGGUCACAUGUGACAGCUCUGUCCUGGUUCAGCCAAACCGUGUUCGUGUGGUACCAGCAACCAAUGUUACACUUUCUGCGUCCACAGUGAGGGCAUUAAACAAGAACUUCUCCAUCGCUUUCUUCUUUCCGGCAUUUAUCACACUUCUUUUCUUCCAGCACAACAGGACAGUGUAUGACAUUGUGGCCGGCACAAUUGUGGUCAAGAGACAAAGGCUUAGAUGACUGUCAAUGGAGUCACCAUCGGUCCGACAUUGUCAUGCAAAAAAACAAACUCAUAACCAGAGGAGAGCGAAGCAGCUGUUCAAUGACUCUCAGCUGAACUAAAGCGAUUGGCUUCUCACAGAACUGUCAAUGUAAGAGCUGAACGCGGCGUCUUCAGUAUUUCUCACCCACCUCUUCUAGACACUUAGUCUUAUAAGCAUGAAAUGCUUUCUCAGAGGUACUUUGUAAUCCUCUCCGUUGACAACUUUGAAUAUUUUUCUUGUGCCAAAGUAAGAUGAUUUCAAAAAACAUGCUGCCUCACUAUACUUGUACUUCCUCUGGUACAUGAAUUACAUUUCUUUCUCUUUUUCUUUGUGGACUAUCAAUUGGAAUAUUCACUAAUAAUGAAAUAUGAGCAGGAAUUAACAUAUUCUUGCAAAUGCAAUAUAGUUUGGUUAUAGAUCCUAAUCUACUGACUGGAUUUGUAUUUUAGAUGAAUGUUUUGUACCUAAUUAUGUGUCUAUUUAAUGGCCUUUAAUGGUUGAAAAUGCUGGGUAAACAUUUUAUUUGUACAGCUGAGCUGUUCUGCGUACUGUAAUUUUCACUGCAUGCCUUCUUCAGCUUCAUGUUCUGCACUAUCAUGAGCUGCUGAGUUCAUCUGUUUAACUUUGCUUUGCCCAAAUAUUUAUCAGUUUGUAUGUUAUUCAUUUGGGAUUGUUUUGAUAUGGCCAAAUCAAAAUAAUUCAGUUAAGUCCCAGACUUAGCCUUCUGUGUUUUCUCUGUGUUUUUAUUGACUUGGAUUUAGCAAAACCAAAAGAAAUCUUUCAAAGGGCACCUAUGAUGAAAAUCAUCUUUUGUAAGCUGUUUGGACAGGACUGUGUGUAGAUAUAGUGUGUCCACAGUCAUGUUGGAGUGAUAUAAAGACAAUAACUCUCUUUUUUUUCUGACAUUAAAAUAGGAUCCAAAUCCCUCCCAUUUUGAGGUCCACCGCCAUAUGAUGUUGGAGUGCUGUUUCCCAGCCCACCGAAUUGAUUGACAGCCGCGUAUUAACAUGUCCUCGUUGUAAUGCGAAUAAUCAUGUCGACAAGUCAGGACUUGCACAAAGCAACUGGGAUAUAAAGAUCUGUUCAGCUCUCUGUGAUCAUCAAUCAUCAUCAUCAAAUGUUAUCACAAAUAAGUUUUACAAGUUUUAAAACAGCAUGUUUGUAAUGAAUUACAGCGAUUUUACCGUCUUUAUUUUAUCACCACAGCCUCGUGCCAGUACAAUUCUAAAAGACGACGCUUUAAUCCCGGUUUGUGGAUGUUAAAUCAGGUUUAUUUUGUACAUUAACAUAACGGAUAUCAUACAGCAGUGGAUAUUAACAUUUAUCCUGUCACAUUUGUUGUGCUAAA